AUGGGUUGCUGUUUCUCUCGACCCCGCAUCACUGAAUACUCCGCAGGAGCUGAUGCUUCCUCUUCUCAAGCAAUCGCAACCUCCUCACAACCUCAAUCACGAUCAGGACCAGUUAGGCCGUCAACCAAUGCAUCCACUACCAGCAACCCUCCUCCUCCCAGACACCAUCACCACCACCACCGUGUCCCUCUCAAUGAACAUAUAAACAAACCUCUUCGGACUCACGUAUGGAUGAGUGGAAGCAGAAUAUGGACACGGCGAGAGUUGGAUCGAGCACGAACAGAAUACUUCGAUACUCGCGUUACGGGAAGACCUGAAAUAUGGCAAGCUAUAAGAGCUUCAUUGGAAGUUAUGUGGAAAGGGGGGGAAAUCGGGGAAGGUGAUGGAGGGCUGGGGACUGCACAAACAAUUUUGAAUGCGGCGGAAGUGACGCUACCGGAUGGGGAUAUGGCGAUUGGGGGAUGUUAUGAUAGUUCAGGUGCACAUUAUUCGGUACCUGAACAUAUUGUAUCUGAUCCAGCGAAUAUUUUGGAUGAUGCUAUGGCGCAAGCGACAGGGAAGAGUGAUGACGAAGGAGACCUGGCAGAGGAGAUUGAAGGAGUGGGUGAGGAGGUUUCAAGGAUGAGGGAAACGAAAGGGAAAGCCAAGGCGAAAGAGAUGAUAGCCGUAAAAGCGAGGUUCCAAUAUGGUUUCAAUGGAGAUGUAGUGUUCAAGGUUGGGAAGAACGAUUUGGUACGAUCACUUGUCAAAACCAUCACGGAGAAGCUCGAGAUCUCUCCGCCCAAACAUGUCAAAAUCAAUUAUAUGGGCAAACUCCUUAAAGACAACGCUUCAUUGCCAGCACAAGGGUGGGUGGAAGGUCACGUUGUUCAUGCAUGGGUACUUGAAUCGGGCACGAAGUAA
Messenger RNA from Sclerotinia borealis F-4128, 903 nucleotides. The record is from the annotation of a GenBank genome assembly. Lineage: Eukaryota; Fungi; Ascomycota; Leotiomycetes; Helotiales; Sclerotiniaceae.